UCAUCAUACUUUCACUUCCUCGCUUCCCUCCCUCCUUCUUUCGGUCUCUUCAUAUCUACUUCUCAAUCACUCUUCCUUCUUUCCUUUCCUCUUUGUUAGAUAUAAGUCUUACCUGGCGUAACCUCUUCUCUUUUGUUUCCUCAUCUCCUUUCCUCAUCUCCUCUCUUCCUCACCCUCUCCUGCUGAUCUUCCAAACUUGGUCAUGUUCUUCGCUCUGCAGCCAAACACUCUUGAGCUUUAAACAACAUCCAUCACUCUCUCACUCACACACACACACAAACACACACUCUGUCUCUCCGGGUCAGCUCUGGUCUUUACUCUGUUUCUAUUUUAGCUCGACUCUCUCAGACAGCAGUCAUGGCUCGCUGCAGGAGUUACUUGCGAGGGCUCGCCAUCUGUAUCACUGUGCUGCUACUGGUGUCCGGUAUGGUGAUGAUAGGCGUCGGAUUUUACUCCAUCGAUGGCAACACGCUAGUUGCUGAGAUUUGACUCUGGGAACAGAAAGCAUACCAGAUGGUCCAAGUCAGAAGUCUGGAAGGACGGCGGAUCACAAAUUUGUUUGACCAGUUGUCCAGUAGCGAUGGUUUACUGCUCCUGCAGGUGUUCGGUCCGGUCACCAUGGUUUUGUCUGUGCUGGGCAUCUGUGCUGCGACGUUGGACGUCAAAACUCUGCUGUUGGUGUUUUCUGCUCUGAUAUUUGUGGAGUUUGUGGCUCUGAUGAUUGUGGCCUCGCCGCUGGUUCAGGUUCAAGCUCAGAUGGACAGUGCAGUGGAGGAGGUGUUUCUGAAUGUAACUCCCCUGCACAGAGCAGAGCGUGACAUCCAGAGUGAACUAAACAAACUCCAGGCCUCGGACUCUUGCUGUGGUUUGAGAAGUUUUGAGGACUGGGAACAUCAACUUCCUUCUUCCUGUUUCUGCACACCUCCUGCCUCCGACCUGCAGCAGAGCUCUCAGACUGGUAACUCCAGCUUAGAGGGGCCUUGUGUCAUGGUGGGAAGUGACAUUUCCCGGGUGACAACAAAACUCACAGAUAAAUUAUGGGUUCACUCCAAGCCCUGCGGUCCCAUCCUGAAGAGUUACCUGAGCUUCCCCAUCAAACUCAGAAUAGGAAUCAUUUCAUCCUUCGCCACCAUUACGAUGGCGGCCAUUGCUCUGUGUCUGGCGUUGGGCCUGGAGGAAUACUGGAAGAAGCCUCCAGUUGAAACUACAGUCGAUGACUUCAACAGAGUGAAAUACGAACCCAAACCCUCGCUCACCUGACCUUUGACCCCUCAUGCCAAAACCAAGGCAUCAAUUCAUACUACUGGCAAGACUUCAAUAAAAAAAAUAUAAAUAC
This is a messenger RNA of Micropterus salmoides (largemouth bass), 1336 nucleotides long. RefSeq names its product 23 kDa integral membrane protein-like. Gene Ontology annotation, cellular component: membrane. Bases 514 to 1260 code for a protein of 248 amino acids. Lineage: Eukaryota; Metazoa; Chordata; Actinopteri; Centrarchiformes; Centrarchidae. The transcript is spliced from 10 exons. The record is from RefSeq and is a predicted model, not a curated record.